UGCAGUUCAAAUGGGACUGCCGCCAAUAACCGAAAUCGGACCAGCUCUCAAAGGAUUCAAGGAUGUCAAAGCUGGCGAUGUUCUUAAACUGCUGGCUAAAGUUGGACUUACAGACUUACAGAAGACACUUCAAGGUGCUCUGGACAUGUUAGAGGACCUAUUAGGUGGAGGCAGAUGUGUCGCAACAGAAACAAUAGAUGACAAAUCAAUGAAACUGGCAUUGGCGGUGAGAGGAAAAGAAAUAAAUGGCUCUCGUGCGGUUCGAAUCGCGAAGUACAAGGCUCCCGAUGAUGCGUGUUUCCAUCUACACGAAAGUCUGCCUGGAGGGGUGGCGUGUUCGUUUAAGCACGGCUGUAACGAAGUACGGUGCUGUGUUGAGCUCGUCUUUGUCGUUAUCCGUCGGGUUUUCGAAGCAAAAGUCCACCUAGACCCCUGUACCACUCUUUUCACCCUGAACAUUGGACCAUUUGAAAGAACCUGGAAUAUGACAAAAGUUAGAGUAGCGGAAAAAUAUGGUGGGCCUCUUGUAUCCAACCUAGGAGUUAUGGAUCCAGUGUCAGUCUCUUUCCGAUACGUCAUCCUCAAAACUUAUAGAAACAAUCUUUUUACUUUUGAUCUGGAUGUGUCGGUGUGUAACAAACUGAAAUGCCAGGAGUGGACAACAGUCUUCAAACAAUUAACAUUUGAUCUGAAUAAAGGCGCAGAGUUUUGCGAAUCUCUGAGAUCAGGCUCGAAAGCAGCUGCACCAACUACUAGAGCUGCAUUAGACAUGGCUGCCCUAAAAGGAAAGACGCUUCAACAAAUCAAGGAACUGGUGGAAAUAAAGAAUGUUGACGGGGUUAACAUGGCCGCUCUCAUGACGGAUCUCCGCACAGCGUAUCUGGAACUGGUUAUGUUGGCGAUGAACAACAUUCUUGGAAAACUGGCUUCUGGACAGUUUAACAGCUUUGACGUGUGCAUGCGCGGAGAGAAAUUGUUUGGUCCAAACGACAAGCAGUUCUUGAGGCUUGAAUUCAAUUUCAUGGUUGGACCAAUUCCUCUGAAAUUCAUUUUUAUCGCAGGAGGAACUUGGUCAUUGAAAGCUGGGGUCAAUCUCUGUUUCAUGACUAUGAAAGCCACGGGAACGGCCACCCCUCAGCUUGGGGCUUAUGUGUCUGGAGAACUUUCCAUCAACCUCUUCCUCUUCCGGGCUGGGCUGAAGUUGAUUGGUUAUCUACUGACAACCAAGUUCUACAAGGCAGAGGUUGGCUUCAGCAAGUUUCCCCUGGAUAUUGCUGUUCGAAUGGAUCUUGAGUUCAUACCUCUCCGACUGGAACUCCACGUCAUCCUGAAAUUGACCAUAAACCUUCUGUUUACACAAAUCGAGGAGGUCAUCAUCCAAGAGUUGCUGUGGUCAUAUCAGACUCCAACCAUCACAGCAAACAUCUUCAACACCUUCAGCAAGGAGAAGGACGAGUCACCUCCUGAAUUCAAGAGUUACUCUGCACCGCAACCCGCAAGCGGUGUGGCAAGACGAGCGCCUGCAUCAAGUCACUGCACGGUGUACCAGGUUAAAGAGCGCGACUACACCGAGCCGGCGUUCCAGCUGGCCAUUGCCGUGGAUGAUGACAAAAGCGAGGUGGAAGUAAAGUACUGCAUCGGCAAGUUUCAAGGAGGAUGUGACUUGGCCUUGGACAACGACUUGGGUGGCCCAUCGUCCAUUGUUGAUCAGGUUCUACCCGAGCGUAUCCCCCUGUUCUUCACCGUCAAAGCUACCAAUUCAGCAGGCGCUACGGCCAGUGUGACCUGCGGACUGGACUUCUAUGACAUGACCCCUCCCGCAGGCAGGGUAAACCCAGAUUUUCUCACCACCAGUAACCCCAACGUGUUAAAGGCUACUGGGAUGGCAGUGGAUGAAACACCUCUGGUGGAGAAAAAGGAGGGCAUUGGCUUUGGCCGUGGAAUCUUUGGUGACCAGACCUUCCCGUGGGCAGAUGUUCAAGACGAGACAGACCUGGGGAGAUCUGCAAUAGUAGCAAAGAACAGUGAUCCAAACGCUGAGCUUGUCGCUCUUACCAAGUUCACAUCUCCUCAGCUUGGCAAGCUGAUGUCCAAACCAAUCCAAGUUGCAGAGGGAUACACGAGUCCUGGGAAAUGUGCCGCGGACUGCUUGGCGCUUCCGCCGCUGGUGUGCUACAGCUUCAACUACGACUAUGGCGAGAGUGGGAAGUGUGAGCUCUUGCAGGAAGUAGAAGGCUAUGGAGUGCUGCUGCAUGUCGCUGGGCAUUACCACUAUUUUGAACGACUGGGGAUUGGCAAGGCUGUUACUUUUGAUCACAGGGAUCUUGAGUUGGAGCACAACCAGAUGUACUACUUCAACUACCAUCUGAAAAAUGACCUUGGCUACAGCAGUAUCCUGACCUCUCGACCGGUGAAGGUUGACUUUACCCCAGUCAGCCCCGGACCCAUACAGAAUGCACACUAUGAUGAAACUGUCAAGGAGCCGUGUCAUGAACUUCUCCCUGACAAGUGGGAGAACAGAUGUGUGGAUGAAUCGAACCUGCCAAACCACAGGUACAUCAUUGAUGGAGAGGGGUCUGCCACUGUUUUCAACGGCCACACUCCAUUUGAAGACCUUCUGUACACACGUGCCAACCAGUAUGUGUCGGCAAACUGGGAUGGUUUCCAUGACAAUGAAACAGGGAUCUAUGGCUACACCUGGUCUGUGGGAACAGAGAAGUGUUUGGAGAACAUCCAUCCUCACAAGGACCCCCAUGGUCACCUGUUUGAUGAGUCAGAAUGGACACAUACUGGACUGGCUCACCCUCUGGACCUCCCUGAUGCACUUUACUUUGUGACUGUCCGUGGCAUAAACAAAGUUGAGUACGGCGGACCACUUGCUACAACCGUUUGCCACUCAGUUCCAUAUGCCAUCGACAACACGGAGCCUUUCAUCAAUGAAGUGCAUGAAAUGUUGUACAAUGACCAGACCUACGUCAUAUCAGCAUCAUACAAUGUCAGUGAUCCCCUUUCUGGUAUUGAGCUGAUGCACAUCGGACUUGGCAAGAGUAAAAGGGACACGUACCUCCUGGAUUGGUUCCUGUAUGAGGACACCGAAAAAUGUAACUUCACCUUCCAGAUCCCAGAUGGUGUGCCAACCUGGUUACGUAUCCGUGCAGUCAACCAUGUUGAUCUGCGAACCACCGGUCACGGCCCGUACCCAAUCAUGAUCGACAUGACACACCCUCUGGCUGGCGAAAUUUACGAUGGGAAAAGUCACGGGCGACAAGUGAACUACACGGCCACUCAGAAUGAGUACUGCUCCAACUGGGACAACUUCCAGGAUCCAGACACGGGCAUAGCUGACUACUUGUGGGGUGUAGGAUCAUCUCCCGGAGACGAUGAUAUUGUGGAGUUCAAACGUCUUAACCACUUUGUCUUUUUGCACUGCGACAACUCCGUGAACCUAACUCACAAUGCAACAUACUAUUCAACACUGUAUGCUUUCAACCGAGGGCAUAAACGUCUCAAUGUAUCAGCAACCACAGUAGGAAUAAUGGUGGACCUUACCCCACCUGUGGGUGGAUUUCUGGAGGAUGGAGAUGUUGUGGGAGAGGACAUUACCUUCUCCUCAGACCCUGCUACUGUGGCCGGACACUGGGGAAACUUCUCAGACCCAGAGUCUGGCUUAAAGGACUACACCAUCUCGGUGGUCAGGAAAUCAAAGAACCAAGGAGCUAACAUGACCGGAGAUGAGGUCAUUCACGAGAGUGAGUCGGUCGGAAUGACCACGAGUUUCCGCUGGCACCAUUUCCACCUUCACCAGGGAGACCAGGUGUUUGUGAACCUUGCUGUCACCAACAGGGCUCUGGGAGUAACAACCCUACAGUCAGACGGGUUUGUACUCGACCUGACUCCACCUGUCCUGAAUUACCUUCGUGAUGGCCUGGACCCUGACAAAGAUGCACAGUAUUCUUCAAGCACGACAGAGUUGUCAGCCAACUGGAACUUUGUGGAUGAAGAAACAGGAGUGUCCCACAUCGAGCUACAGGCGUACCAGACAUACGGAGGGACAAAGAUACCAUUGGGAAGCCUUGUUUCUCUUGAUGGAGAGACGAAGAACUGGACGUCAACCGAACCUCUGAGUCUGAAUAUCGGUGCCCUCUACACCGUCAAAGUACACGCCAUCAACGCAGCUGGACUAACAGCAGUUCAUGAGACUGACGGUGUUCUGGUUGACCCUACACCUCCUCGGAUGCUGUACGUCCAUGCUGGAGUCCUGUCCGGAGAUGAAGAGCUGACCAACGGAUUCGUGGUCAUCACGGACGCAGGGAUCCUGACGGCCAGUUGGAUGGCGGUGGAUGGGGAGAGUGGAAUCGAUGCCUACUGGAUAGGACUGGGAACUACGUCUGGAGGAGAUGAUGUGGUGGCAUUCUAUGAUGCUGGUCCAGGAACAGACGUCAUUCUGACAGAGCUUCCUGUCCAACUUUUUGAAAACGGGGCCCCGAUCUACUACCUCUCUGUCAAGGCACAGAACGGUGCUGGGGCUUACUCUACUACAAUAACAGCAAGUCCAAUUAAGGUUGUGCGAGCUGACGUUAGUGGACUAGUGUUUGAUGGUGCUGGAUCCAGCGAUCUGACAGCUCCAACAACAGACAUCAACUACCAGCUGGAAGCCACAACAGUUAGUCUGCAGUUUGAAGGCUACGAGAGCGCUCAACACGGCAUCAUUGGCUACGAGUGGGGAGUGGGGACCACUCCUGGUGCAGAUGACAUCCAGCCUUUCACAGACACGGGGAUUGUGGCAUUUGACGACAAACCUGGGAGUGGAGUUGCGCAGCUUCCACUGCCUCUCUCCUCGUCCACUCAAUACUUCUCCAGCGUCCGGGCAAUAACUGGAGCAUUGAACAUCCUAGAGUCGACAUCAGAUGGCUUCGGCGUCGACCAAUCGGCUCCUAGCGUUUCGAUCGUCUCAGUUGGCGAGGAUGAGGACGAUUCUGGAAACGAGAAGCCACUGGGACGUGAUACAGUUUACCAGGCGAUAAACGCCGGCAGCUUGGCCGCAGAAUGGAACGUCGGAGACAACGAGAGCGCUAUCGCCGCGGCGUGGUUUGCUAUUGGGUUCACGCCGGUCAGUAGUGACCUGUACAACGUCACCAACGCAGAGAAGAGAACCAGCCUGGCAGCUGGCCUGCUGACACCCUCGGCUGAUGGCACUCCAAACGUGGUCACUGUAACUGCAAUGAACAAUGUUGGGCUGGUAGCCUCAGAUGUUUCUCCUCCGGUUGCUUUUGACGAUAAUCCACCAGAACGUGUGACUGUUGCAUGUCCUAAGCACAUAUCCGGUGAAGUGGCAUUCACGUGUAGCUGGGACGGCAUCAAUGACCAGGAGAGCGGUGUACAACAUUUCAUCUUCAGCAUGGGCCUCAACGAAACUGACACUUCUGUCUUCAAACCCACCACUUUCUACCCACCAACAACUUCCGUCAGCAUCAAAGACUUGAAUGAGACUUUUCUGGCACAUGGUACGAAACUCUACGCCACCGUGACUGCUGUGAACGGAGCCAACCUUCAGAGUAUCAGCUACUCCAACGUCAUUCUUGUUGAUGCCACUCCACCAGUUCCCGGAGUCGUUGUUGAAGUCAGUGACAAUGUGACUGACACUCUUUGCAGUACCGAAGCUGAAUGCCUUGCGAGGGAUGUGACAUGCCAGACAUCUGUAGACCAUGUCCAUGUUGUCUGGGAGCCAUUUGUGGACCCUGACUCAGGUCUUAUAAGGUAUGAAAUUGCCCUCGGGACAGCCUCUGGCCGAGCAGACCUGCGGUAUUUCACUGAUGUGCCCUUGGGCGAGACGUCCUACAUCUUCAACCCCAUUGACCUUCUCAGCGUGCCCCAGGUCUUCGCGACCAUCCGGGGCUACAAUGGCGCCGGGCGGUUCGCCAUUGCACGGUCAGACGGCGUGUACAUCAGCAGGAUAUCUGCCGGGCUGGCGGCUUUGGAGCCGCAAUAUGUGCAUGAUGGGAAAUGGCCUGGCAUAGACAGGGACUUUACGGAUGUGACUGAUGAGUUGUCAGCCAGAUGGAGCUUUGGUGACCCUUGUCCCAUGAUGCAUUACAACUGGUCCAUACACCGCAUGGAUGGUGUGGAGGUUCAGCCCUUUGCCACCCUUCCAGGAGACCAGACUUUUGGUGAAAACAGCAACAUCAAAGCCAGAGAUGGAGAGGGGUAUUUCGUCAUUGUGCAAGCGAUGAACCAACUCGGCGACAACUUUGUUCUCCGGUCCAACGGAAUCAGAAUCAAGCUGGAGCCUCUCAGACCCGGGAUAGUCAGAGAUGGGGCGAUCGCAGUACUGGACCAGAACUACCAAAUUUCCAACACAACGCUUUCAGCAACCUGGGACCGGUUUGGCAACGACAUCUUCUCACCUGAAGUCUCAAAUGGAAACGAAAGGGAGGAUUUGUUGAUCAACAAGCAUCAAACCAUUGAUCACUAUGAAGUGGCAGUGGGAACAGAUCGUCGCUAUGUCAGCACCAGAAGCAACAUACACCCCUUCACUAGUGUGGGCAAAAACCGCACCAUGACACUGCACAACUUAGAUAUGAUAUCCGGCGGUACGUACUUCGUCACCGUACGGGCCUUCAGUAUAUCCUACACCAGAGCUGAGGUGACUUCAAACGGAAUCAAAGUUGGAGUGGAGUCUAAAAUCAUCUCACAUGGAAGACUUCUACUCGAAAGGUUCAUAGGUUCUACCUCCUUUGUGACGUUCUCGUGGGACAGUUUUGAGUUUUCCCUGCCGAUCUACAACUACUACUGGGGCAUAGGAACAGUGGAGUUCCAUAAGGAGAAUGUUACAUGCCCAGAAAUGCACCAAUUUGAUGAAAGCGGUGCGUUGUCAAAUUCCUACGCCAACUUCUUUGACCUACACGAGUUCACCGACAUCAACAAGGAUUCCUUGGUUGACCUUGUCAACCAGACCUUGGAGCACAAGGGCACAUACUACGUGACCGUCAUGGCCUCUGAUGAAAGUCUGCAGUGUGAUAUUGUCACUGCUCCUUUUACUGUGGACAUUACCCCACCCAAGAAAGGGAGGGUGGACGUUGGUCCAUUUAUAAACGUGCCUCUUCAAUACACAAAUCGAAGUGAUGAAGUGUUUGUAUCCUGGGAUGGUUUCUAUGACGAUGAGAGUGACAUGCUUGAGUACCAGGUAACGUUGUUGGGGCCGGAGCAGUGCAGGAAUAUGUAUCACAACGCCCCGCAACUGACCGACCCUGUCACUGUCAACGCCACCUACAGCAACUACACCAUGGUGGAUCUGUUUCUUGAAGAAAAAGUGGUCUACUUUGUCCAACUGAAAGGCACCAACCAUGCCACAGGCUCCACCACAGUGACGUCAUCCCCAGUGUUGAUUGACCCCCGUGACCCCAUACCUGGGGAUAUCGUUGACGGAGACUCGUUCAAACGCGAUGUCUCUCACCAGAGUUCCCUCACACACCUUCACGGAACCUUUACCGUGUAUCAUGGCCUGGAGCCGUACCAGUGCUCGUACAACCAUCACGACCUGGACGCACCAACUGAAAGAUGGAGUCCAGUAACAUCACAGGGUGUCUGGGGAACUUCAAUAGAGGCAUCUCGCAUCAGGUUUGCCCCUGAACAGCUGUCUUUUGAAGAGGAUGAUGGCCUGACAGUGACUAUGGUUCGAGACGUGCGAGCGGAAAGGAUGAUUUCUGGCGGCUACAUGACGGUUCUGAAUCAUGAAGGACCAGGAACCUUUGAGAUUGAAAUAGUGGCUGCAGGCAACGAUUCUAUUACGUCUAUGAUAUUCUGGGACGGUCCGACGGGAGUUGUUGGCGGGUUUGAGGCCCCAGACGAGCCUCCAGAACGAGACGAAAACUCGACAACAGUCGCCCCGACAACCACCGCGGCACCCACGCAGAACCCCUGGCAGAUCGUCAACGAAGAGUCGGAGGAAUCGUCUGAUGAGAAGGCUGCACUACGUCGCUUGCCAUACACUGGACUUGGCAUGGAUAUUUUAACUGGGGAAGUGACAGAAGGAAACACCACCCGGACAGAAUACUACGCACUUCUGUGGGCACGCGUCCUGAACGAGCCAUCAGCUUUGCAGUUUGAGAAAAUAGAGCUGGGGUUCGAUGCAUCGGAGGCCUGGCACACUUACGGUCUGAAAUACGUAGUGGACAGGACUGAUGCAACACAGGAACUAUGGGGUAUUGAGCUACACGUUGACGGAGUGUACAUUACAACUGUUACGGGUAUCCCCGCCCCCAACCCGGCUACCAUGAUGAUUCUGUCUCUCAGAACCAAGGGAGGAGCAGUGACUGACGUCCAGGAUAAAUUCAACCCACCAACUGUGAAGGCACACUUCAGGAACCUCAAGACCCCUCCAUCACUCGACCAGGUGUGUCGAUACGGCACUCCAUUCCAAGAUGGCAGCACCACCAUUUUGAAAAUAUUUGCUGGUGUUGGUACAACGAAGGGGGCAGAUGAUGUUGAGCCAUUCUUUGAGGUUGAGGAUCUGUGCAUCCCAUGUAAGGACCGCUGCAGUACGUACAACUGUGACGUGAGCUGCGUGGUGGAUGAGAUAACCGUUCACACCGUCUUCAUCAACAACCUGAACCUGUCCACUCACAUGCUCAUCGAAGAAGACAACGCCACCGUCUCCGUGCCUGCUCUCUACUACGUCUCAGUUAAAGCCAAACCAGGAUCUGGUCGUUUUGUUGUGUCCUCAUCGGAUGGAGUAUACGUAGAUGCAACUCCGCCAGUUUUUGAGAAAUUGUUCCACGUGGACCUUUCCUGGUCUGAGACUGAACCAGUUUCGUUCCAAGGCAGCAACAGCACCAUUGCCAUUAAGUGGGAGGCAUAUGACAUAGAGAGUAAGAUCGUUGAGUAUUUCUGGGCCAUUGGUACUGAAAAUGGUACUAACAACAUCCAAGACUUUGUGUCUGUUGGGUUGGAGACCAAAGCCAACAACAGUGAUCUGGAAGGUAUUCUUCAACCGCACAUGACCUACUACGCAACUGUCAUGGCUGUGAAUGCAGCAGGAUUGAACUCAACAAAUACCACAGAAGGCAUAACCCUCAUUGAGGAAAGUCCGGCACCAGACAAGAAUGCGACUGUUGGAGUUCCGGGGUGCGAAGACGGCAUCUGUCCUGGCGCGAGUUCGUCUGUCGGAGUGGCCUUGCCCAAGUUUAAAAAGGAAGACGGGAUCACUGGAAUCUAUUUGAGCAUAGGCAGUUCAGAAGUGUUGGAAGACAUCAUCCCGGAGACUCGGGUCGGCUACAAUGAGUCCGGCACGGUGUUAGUCCAAGACGGAAAGAUUUUCUUCAACGAUCGGGUCGUGGCCAACAUCUCUGACCUGGGAGACCUCUCCGAUCCAAACGCUGAGAAGAAGGACAGUUUCAACAUGGAACCUGGCAGGAAGAUGUUUGUGAAAGUGAAGGCGUGUAAUAAAGCCCACAAAUGCAUCGUUGUGGACACGCAGGCCAUCACUGUUUCAAGGGAUGGUGAUGAAGUAGCGAAGGCUAGCCCUGAUGGUGAAGUGUCGAUGACACUUGGUGCCCCGGGCACAAAAAGGUCUGCAGGAGGACAGGGAAUCUCUAUUGUGGCUGAAGGUGUGGCCCCGGGUGAUGGUCUGCUGGCAGGCAUGUUGAACGCAGAGGAUGAAGAACAGGAGUACUCCUCUGGUGCUUCCAAGGACUUCACUCCCUUCAUUGUCAGCCCGUUCAAAACUAUAAACCAAACGGAAAGAAUCCUGAACGGAAGGUUGCUGACAGUACAGGAGAGUUUCUUCGUCAGUCUCCUCCAUGAGAAGCCGCUGUCAGGCCCGCUGGAGAUCACCCUCCCACUCAACUCUGAACAGUUUCCUGAAGGCACUCUGCCUGCACUGCUGUUCUGGAACACAGACCCUCCACAGUGGAUGGAUGCCUCCACUACCUGCCCGAGUUCUUACGUCUCAGAGUAUGAUGAGGAAAAGAGCUUGUUAAGUGUGAAAGUUUGUUCCACACACCCCAUCACAGAAAAAUCCAGCAAAAAGCGGCGCCGCCGUUCCAGCGAUCCGCUGUACUUCUCAGGCUCCUCGCAGUUCACCCUGUUUUCUAUCGACAAGAACAUCAGAAACUCUGCUCCCGUGGUCACCAGCCCUUCAUCAACAUGGAUGCCGGAAGAUGCAGGAACUCUUAAGGCUCAGCUGCAGGCUACAGACGAAGAAGGAGAUGAGUUGCUUUUCUUUUUGGACACUGCAACUGUAGAAAGUAUUUCGGGCCGCGCGGUGAUGAGUCCAGAGGGAGUGCUGCAGUAUACGCCAUGCCUACACUGUCACGGACAGGAUCAAAUCGACUACAUCGUCCGAGAGAAGCUUACCGGUCAGUCCGAGGCGCUGGAGGUUCGGGGGAGCCUUACAAUCGACGUGCGGUCGACAAAUGACGACCCGGAUCUCGCCUUCCUGGAAGCUGGUGUGAACGUCGUUUCCGUUCGCGGCACGUUAGAGUACAACCCCUUAAAGCUUCCACUCAAGCAGGGCAGCCAACGCGAUCUUGUUUUCUGGAUGUAUGACGUCGAUCAACCAGACAUUUCAGACGACCUGAACUUCCAAUUCACAGAACCAACCUACGGUGAUCUUCAGUUCGGCCCAGUGUGUAAGGACGUCACAUUCCAGUCCGUAUCUUGUGAAACAGGGGAUAUCAAAGAUUUAGUAACUCUUAGUGAAUCUGAUGACACCUGCACCGCGUGCAGCCCAAGCAACCUGAACAACACCGGAUCCAAGGGAAGAGACGACCUCUCGUGGAUACUAACCAGGCUGACAUAUACUGCCAGAGACGAGUCUUUCAUGGAAAAUUCUUUGUUUGCGAAGGACUCGUUCACCAUCCAAGGCACAGAUGCGAAUGACGGAGUGUCGAAGACCCUGCCAGUCCACAUGUUGGUACUCCAAGAGUGCAAGAAUGGCGGAACCUGCGUCGGGCCUGCUGAAGACCCAACGUGCGCCAAUGCUGAAGUGGCCGCUGACUUAGACGGCUACUACUGUGACUGUACAGACGGCUACCUGGGAGCUCUCUGUCAUCUAGAGUUUAUCCCGUGCCCAGAGCCGAUAGCCCCCGAUGACGGAUAUGUCAGCACCAACACCAACAACUCUGACACCUACCUCAACAAGGACGUGGUGGAGUUCGGGUGUGACGUGGGGUUCUGGCUGAAGGGAGACUCCGCACACAUGUGUCAGUGGGACGGCACCUGGAACAGCACCACUCCUACCUGCGAAAUUGUGCAGUGUCCAACGAUCCCAAAUCCAGAAAACGGUGAAAUCAUCCCGCCUGGUCCCAAGUUCUACGAUGAUGUUGCCACCUUCUCCUGUGACGAGGGAUACUGGAUGGAUGGCUCCUCACUCCCCCUGUACUGUGAUGCUCAGGGCAACUGGAACGGCACUGCUCCUAAAUGUCCCCCUGUCCCCUGCCCACCAGAUAUAGUACCAGGAAAUGGAACCAUGACUCCUCCUGGUCUCAAGUACUACCCGGAUGUGGCCAACUUUGACUGUGCAGAGGGAUUCGAACUGGAUGGUGCUGCUCAACUCACCUGCCAAGCUGACGGCACCUGGGAUUAUGACGGCCCUUCUUGUGCCCCCGUCCCCUGCCCAGAGUUGCCGCCUCCAGUCAACGGCCGUGCCAUCUACACCGGCCUGGGUCCUUACUUCAUGGAGAACGUCACCUUCACCUGCACCCUGGGAUAUGUGCCGGUCGGGGAGUCGGAGUACACCUGCCAGGCUAACGGCACCUGGAGCGGCAACGGCACGGUGCCUUACUGCAAGAUUGCACAGUGCCCAACAUUGAUGGCUCCAAACCAAGGCACCAUCAGUCCUGGUGGUGAAAGUUUCUACCUGGCCGAACAGACGUUCACCUGUGAGGCAGGACUCAUCCUGGUCGGCCAUUCUACAAUCACCUGUACAGGUGACGAGUCAUGGUCUCAACCUCCGCCCAAAUGCAAACGAUGUAGGGAUCAGUUCAAGUUCCCGGGGAAAAACUUCCAUAUCUUCGAGCACCGCUGCUACUGGUUCUCACGCAGACGGGAUCUUCUGUCAUACCCGGAGGCUUCUCAGUACUGCGAGGGCGGCCAGGGGAACCUUGUUUCCCUCAAGACCAAGGCAGAAUCAGACUUCGUCACUCGUGUCCUCAAAGGGUUCCGCAUGCGAAGGAACUGGUGGAUCGGUCUGGAUGACAAUGAGUCCGAGUCUUACUUCACCUGGAAAGAUGGUACAAAUUUGGAGGACGGUGACUUCACCAACUGGAAGUCUCCACCCAGACGUCAUAAGAGACGUGACUGCGUACUGAUUCAUCGUAAGCGUCUGCAGUGGGUGCUGGUCUCAUGUGGCGGAGGCAGAAAUGGCUACAUCUGUGAGAUGGAGGACACCAAGCUGAACUGAAUGAUCCCAUGAGAAGCUGGAUGUUACUGUUGAGAACAGCCGUGUGCAGUGACUGACAUACAUAUAAUAACAUCGUCAACCAGUUUAUCAGCUUAGUAACUAUAUCAUUGACUUAUUUCAAACACGCAAUUCAAAACACAAUACUUAACAAGUACAUCACCAUCACUUGGCAGCCACUAAGACUGAAUUGUGUGAUUUAGAGCAUUUAGGAUCUGUAACAUUUAUGAUUUAUAAAUGUUGUUCAUCGGGUCUUGUAAGGUGUCAGUAUAUUGUUAAUUGAUAUAUAGCUUUAUACAUAUAUCAUAUAUCUAGAGAGAGAGAGUAUAUAAUCAUAAAUUUUACUUAGAGUGAGAUGUUUUGUUAGACAUCUUAUUUAGUGUUCUGAUUGGUGUUUGUUUAUCACAAGGUUGAUGGUGAAGUGCCACAGGGAUGUUUAGUAAAAUAAACGUACAAUUUGAAGAUCAGCACCAAGGACAGGGUCAAUCAUAUCACUUGUGGCACUUCAUCUUCAACUUUUUAAAUUGAUUGAUUGUCUAAUUUACUACUAUUCCUUUCUCAACAUCAGUUUUCUUUCUCUGUAUCAACUCUGCCACUUCCCCCUGAUUUGUUCUCAAAUAGGCUGCAAUAGUUUCCAUUCCAAUACCUCUUAUAGUUACUCAUAAUAUCAACGUUAGAUACCAUUUAGUAUUUUACUGGUGGCAACAAGUAAUAUUGUUAGGAGACUAGGAGACUACUUUUUGUUCAGAACUUUCUAAAGUCAACAGUUAGUUUGAGUAUAAUUGGUGGUUAUGUAAGAUGAUCACACAAAAAAAAGAUAUUGUUAUGAUUUAGACACUGGUGUAUAAUGCAUGCUUAAUUACCAACCGUAUAGAGGAAAAUAUGACAGUAUCAUAUAACUGGAUUACAUUGUUUUGAAUUGGAUACAUUUUUUUCAUAUUUUCAUAUCAAAUCUUGGAGACAAUACACCCAGGCUUGAGACAUGAGAGCAAUAUAUAGAUGUACAGUCAUGUACCAAUAACAUUCAUGAACAGCAUUCAAGAACAGGCCAUCACAUCAAAACAAUCCAUAAAAAACUGCCAAAUGUGAAGAAGCCAUGUCACAGGCCACACUUUAAUAGUUACCUCUUUCAGUCAUAGUGGAUACAAUAAAGGGAUAUCAAAUGAAUCACUAUAUAUACUUAAUGUAACAUGCUAACUUGGUGAAUAAAAUGAGGAUGAAAAAAUCAUGUU
Branchiostoma belcheri (Belcher's lancelet) is the source of this 13629-nucleotide messenger RNA. RefSeq lists its product as uncharacterized. The record is from RefSeq and is a predicted model, not a curated record. Lineage: Eukaryota; Metazoa; Chordata; Leptocardii; Amphioxiformes; Branchiostomatidae. Gene Ontology annotation, molecular function: protein binding.